CUAGAAACACUUGCUGCCCAAUGCUAACAACAAUGGAGGAGAGGUUAAUAGCAGCGGUGUCCGACUAUCCCGAGUUAUACAAUUCUACAAUAAAUUCAUAUAAAGACGCCGCCAGGAAAGCCAAAGCAUGGAGAGCCGUGAGUCUGCAAGUUGAAAUUCCAGAAGAGGACUGCCGCAGGAGGUGGAAGAGCUUGCGGGACAUGUUCAUCAAAGACAAGCGUGCGGAGCAGCGGCGGCGAGCCUCGGGGACGUCCCACCGCAGCUGGAAGUACAGCUGGCAGAUGUCCUUCCUGACGCCGUUCAUCCAGUCGCGGUCGCUGGCCGCCGACGAGCCCGAGGAGGACCGGGACGAAGAGGACAAGGAGGAGGAGAGGACGGCGGACGGCAACCCGGCGUUUGUGGUGCAGGACUUUGAGGGCGACCACGGGAUGCUGGACGGAUCCUCGCACUACUCCGCCUCGGGGUCGCAGGGGUCGGGACGCAAGAGGAAGUGGCAGAUGGAGGCCAACGAGGACUUGGAGGACGAGAUGUUCUUGUUCAGUUUACUGCCGUAUCUCAGGCGGCUGCCUUACGCCAAGAAGAGCGCCGUCAAGUUAAAAAUCCACCAGCUGCUGUACGAGGCCGAGUUCAAGUGAUGCUCUAUAGUUUCUUAAUAUUUUUCUAUCUUUUAUUGAAAUUCUAUCCACUGCGUUUUUUAACAUUCAUAACAUAUUGUAUCGAUGCUGGUAGAUGUUUGUUUCGUCGGAGAUCAAUGAUUAAACGGACAUGUGCACUA
Puntigrus tetrazona (Sumatra barb) is the source of this 775-nucleotide messenger RNA. RefSeq lists its product as uncharacterized. The transcript is spliced from 2 exons. Gene Ontology annotation, biological process: regulation of transcription by RNA polymerase II. Gene Ontology annotation, molecular function: DNA binding. The record is from RefSeq and is a predicted model, not a curated record. Bases 21 to 635 code for a protein of 204 amino acids. NCBI's taxonomy places the organism in Eukaryota, Metazoa, Chordata, Actinopteri, Cypriniformes, Cyprinidae. Gene Ontology annotation, cellular component: nucleus; transcription regulator complex.